AGUCAUCAAGUGUUGGGGGGGGGCAGCUUUAUACUGACAACGUUUCGCGCAAAGUCGGUGACAGACUAUACAAUACGGGAGGGAGACGCCAGUCUUCGGGCAACCGUUAUUGUAAGAGUGAAUGUACGCCAGUUCUCGAUAGUCGUUUGUACCGCGUGGUCGAAACUGUCAAAUUCGUAUGCAUCAUCAACAGAAGAAAGAAAAUUUCAAUGUCAAGUUCAAUAAAUAAUGAAAAUUUCUUUAAUUUAAUUUAUCAAAGAAAAUCAAAUUAUUUUUUAUGAUUUUGAAAAUGUAUAGCGGUUUUAAUAUUUUAAAAUCAGCAGUGAGCGGAUUUUAUCGGGAGGACUAUAUUUAUAAAAAUUAGAAUAAAAAAAUGACUGAAUUGGCAAAGGAGGCAUUUGCAUCGAGAAAUUAUGGAUUGGCUGUUGAAAUAUAUGAACGAUGCCUUAAACAGCAAACACCAAAUUUUGAAUUAUUAUUUGGUUAUGGUGAUUCAUUGGCAAGAUGUGGAAGAAUAAGUGAUUCAAUUGAUAUUUAUGCAAAAUGUUUAACAUUGAAAAAUGUACCAAUGGAAAGGCUAAGACAUCUUGUUGGUUCAUUAUUAGAGGAUUUAAGUGAUAAUUGUUUACGAAAAAGAACGAUAAAUGAUUAUUUUUCAUGUUCAUUUUGUGAGGGGACCUUGUAUCAACCGGUCACGGUUAAUUGUGGUCAUACAUUCUGUAGAAAUUGUCUUGAAUCAGCCAAGAAUUGUCGCGUGUGCGGACAUAAAUUUGAUGCAGUGGGGGAAAUAAAUGUGCUUGUGCAAAGGCUUGUUGAAAAGUGGUGGCCAAGGGAGGCAGAAGCAAGCAGAGCAAGACACGAGGGUGACCUUCUAUUAAAGGAGGGUCACAUCGGUCAAGCACUGGAGAGAUAUAAUCUCGCCGUCCACCUUGCACCAAACAGUCCAUUGCAUCUUAGUAAUAGGGCCCAUGCCUUAUUUUUGCUGAAUAGGCCACAAGCUUCUCUCACCGAUGCUGAUCAUGCUGUUCGUUUAAGACCAGACUGGGGCAAGGGGCAUUAUAGACGUGGAUUAGCAUUAUCAGCGUUAGGAAGGCAUGAAGAAGCUAUUUUUGCUCUUUGUACAAGUGUAGCCAUUGACAAAAAUUCUCAAAAUGUUCGUCAUGAACUCACAAGGGCGUUACAUCGAGCACUGUCGCCAAAUCUUCGAAGAAAUAAUAACGCUUUUAUUUUAACUCCAUACAAUUUAGUGGAGACCACUAUUCGCACAAAAAGAAAUCGUCAUCAUUUGCUGUUGCCUUUAAUGAAUUCACAUCAAAGGCAUCGAAGAGCAACGCUUAAUACCUCAGAUUGUGAAGACAAUAGCAGUGGAGGAGAGGAAGAAUUUACACAGAUUAUCUGUCGAACGCCAUUAUCAAAUAUGAUGCCACAGGAUAGUGCCAAAUUGCAUGCAUCCAUAAACAGGGUAUAUCAGGAAAUUGAAAAAUUAAAAAGAAUGGAAUUAAGACCCGCGGAAAUUCUUCUACCUCCUUUAUCUAGUGGAACAACCGGUGAAUUGGACUGCAUUCUUUGCUGCAGACUAUUAUGGAAUCCUGUCACAACACCAUGUGGACACACAUAUUGUUGGAUGUGUUUAGAUCGUUGUCUAGAUUAUUCUUCCUCUUGCCCCCUUUGCGUCACUUCUCUUUCUGACUAUCUGGCUAGUAGCCAAAAGACUGUAACUGACUUUGUGGAGAGAGCUUUGAAGAUAGUGGCGCCAAAGGAAUUUACUUCGAGGGCGUCGAGUCAUCGACACGAGCUAGUUCAAGGCCUCGGUCUUCUUGGUUGUGAAGAGAUAGCCGUUUUUAUUUGCACAACAUCAUUCCCAUGCGUUGCAUGUCCCCUUUUUGUAUAUGAACCGAGAUACAGACUGAUGGUGAGACGAUGCGUCGAAAGUGGUGUUCGACAAUUUGGCAUUGCGGCGUGCCUCAAUAGAGAUGCAACUGGUGCCAAAAGAUACGCUGAAUUUGGGACCAUGUUAGAAAUUCGAGAUCGUGUUUUAUUAAAAGAUGGAUGCAGUAUUUUAAGUACAAUUGGAGGUAAAAGAUUUAGAGUGUUGUCAGGUGGGGAAAAAGAUGGUUAUGAUACAGCACAAGUGGAAUUUAUUAGAGACACGCCCGUUCAGCCUAAUCAAGUGAUCAAUAUUUUGGAACUUCACGAUAAGGUUCAAUCGAAAAGCAGAAGAUGGUGGGACACGGUGCCAUUGAAUCAACAAUCAGAAAUUCAACGUGUUUUUGGAAGAAUGCCAGAAACAGAAGAAGAUUGGCUGUGCUUAGCAGAUGGACCCUCAUGGACAUGGUGGUUAUUGGCCAUUUUACCAUUGGGACCUCAAUUACAAAUUGGAAUUCUUGGUACCACGAGCCUUGAAAAACGAUUGAGGGCCAUUGAAAAAACUCUCGAUCAUAUGGAACAGAGACAAUUUACAGUAACAUCUGCAACAUCUGAAGAAACAACAACUUCAACAAGUAUAUGUAGAGAUGACGAUGUCAUUAAUCAAAAUUCCGUUUCACUGGUUCAACAAUCCUAGAAUUUGGCCUAUAAAUCAAAAAUUUAAAUUUCUAUCUCAAAGUCUGAUCAAUCUUUUUUUUUUAUAUAUAUAUAAAUGCACACAUUUCUUCUCUGUCUUUUCUUCUUCGCUAUUAAAAAACAGCCUUUCGCCGCAAUAAUCUAUUUUCAAAGUACAAAUUUGAAUCAACUAUUUUCAAUAUCAAAUUAUUGGGAAAAUAAAAUGAAUGAAUUUUUUUUAAUAUAAAAAUUAAAUCGAUUAUGCACAAUUGAUUCUUAAUUAGAAUCUUAAUAAUUAAAAAAUCUCGAUUUCUCCGAUUGUUAAGAAAUGAUUAAUGUUAAUUAAUGCAAUAUAAUCAACGCUCAAUUAAUUGAAUUUUUAAUCGUUCAUCCUUUGUGUAUAUAAAUUUCACAAAAAUAUUCGACUAUUUUUCUCAAUAAUUUGAAAAAUUAUCUCUAUCCUAUUUGAAUGACAAAUAUAUAUAUAUAUAUGUGUAUAUGAAAUCCAUGGGGAGCAAAUCAUUUACUACAUUCUAUGUGUGAAAAAAAAAAAAAAAAUAUCGUAAUUGUAUGAAAGUUUUUUAUUACUCGAAUUUUCUCAACAAAUAUUCGACGAACACUUGAGAAAAUAUUUUAGAAUGUCUGAAUUUUUAAAAAUGCAGCGCAAAUAAUUCAUCAUUUUUUUUUUUUUUAUAACUCUCACAAAUAAUAAUUAAGGCGUCACUUGAUAAGACUACUCGCUAUGCUAGCAAAUAGUAAUUUAUUUUCAUAUCUAAAAAAAAAGAAUCAUCACAAUCUUAUUGAAUAUUUUUAAAAUUUCGUUUGAUAUUUAUAAGGUUUUCCUAAUUACCGAUAAAUAAAUUUUCGAAUUAACACAAAUACAUAUUGUGGAGAAUAAUUCGAGAAAAAGAAUUUUCAAUUUUUCAAAUUCAAAAAGAUUUAAAUCUAUGUUUAAAAAUAUAUAUGAAAAAUCAUUGUGAUAUAUAUUUAUUAUAUGUUAUACAUUACUGUUUGCUGUAAUUUCUCAAGUAUUUUGUUUAAUUCAAAAAAAAAUUAGUUUAACUUUUACGUAAAAUCAAUUGAAUUUAAAAAAAAAAAAAACAAAAUACUUCCUUGAGAAAAUAUUUGUUAUUGAAAUGUUUAAUAUUCUGAAUAUAAAUACAAUGUGAAUUACAUAUUGUGAAUUUCAAACAAAAAUUUAAUUGGCAAAAAAAAUUGUAUGUUUAUGUAAAAUAUAAAUUCAAUAUAUGAAUUAUAUUAACAACUUGUAAACUCGAAAAAAAUUUAAGUUGACAAAAAAAAAAAAGGAAUGUUAAAUAAUUUUAUUUACAGUGAAAUGAAAAUUUUAAUAUUGACAAAAUUGUUGGAUUUCUUGUCAUUUAUUCAUUUAAAGGGAGCUUUCAAUUUUUACUCUAUUUGUUUUUUAAAUUAUCUAUGAAAAAAAAAGUAUUGAAAAAAAGGGAUCAAUUUUUUAGACACUUUUAUUUAUUGUAGAUAGAUAUGUCAGAAAUAAAUAAGUGAUCAAACAAUUUUGAGCAGUAAUACAUAUCAAGUAAAAUUUUUUAAAAAUAUUCAAAGUAGUAAAUCUCUAGAAACUUCAUAUCAAUCAUUCAAACAUACAGUUUAGUAUGUACAAAAGAUGAGACAAAACUAGUUAUACACAAUUUGCAUAUAUAUUAUUUAUUUACUAUUUGUUGUUAUUAUAACGACAUGAACUAUAUAUAUAUAUAUAAUAUAAAUAUGGCUUUUUACCAUAUAUUAUAUACUAAUGUCGAUAAAAAAAAAAAAAUACACAAUUGUUGUAUUUCACCAAUUUUUUUUUUUUUUUUAUA
Messenger RNA from Leptopilina boulardi, 4373 nucleotides. Its product is annotated as LON peptidase N-terminal domain and RING finger protein 3. NCBI's taxonomy places the organism in Eukaryota, Metazoa, Arthropoda, Insecta, Hymenoptera, Figitidae. The coding region runs from base 374 to 2563 and encodes 729 amino acids. The record is from RefSeq and is a predicted model, not a curated record. Gene Ontology annotation, molecular function: protein binding; metal ion binding. The transcript is spliced from 9 exons.